This is a messenger RNA of Diatraea saccharalis (sugarcane borer), 2326 nucleotides long. Lineage: Eukaryota; Metazoa; Arthropoda; Insecta; Lepidoptera; Crambidae. The record is from the annotation of a GenBank genome assembly.
AGAAACGAAAGGAGCUGAUAUUGACUUAUUGAUCACAAAAUAUAACUAUGUUCACCUCACGACAUUUAUUUAGUAAAUUUAAAAUGUUAAACAAGAAAUUUGAACGCCUGAAAUGUUCAAGUCAAAUUAUAUCUAUAUUAGAAAAACCAAAUAUUAACGAUGUGACCGAGGUUAAGGGUUGGGUGAAAAAUUUGAGAAUACAAAAGGAGCUUAUAUUUGCAGAUGUUAGUGACGGCUCGUGUAAUAAAAAGUUGCAAGUUGUAAUUCCUAAAAACCUGAGCACCGAUACAUUAAGUUAUGGCAGUUCCAUAUAUGUCACUGGGCAGCUGUCGAAAAGUCCGAGAGGUCAGCUGGAACUUGUCGCAGAUACCUUGAAAGUUAUAGGACGCUGCGUGGUCGCGGAAGGAUAUCCAUUUAACCCAAGAACUACACAUACUUCUGAUUACAUUCGUCAAUAUUUGCAUUUGCGCUCUAGAACUAAUUAUAUGUCAGCCAUACUAAGAAUAAGAAAUGCUGUUACAAUGCUCAUUUAUGAUUUUUUCCAUUCAAGAAAUUUUAUAAACAUUCAUACACCCAUACUGACUUCAAAUGAUUGCGAAGGAGCUGGGGAAGUAUUCAAAGUGCAACCGGAUUGUGAAACAACUGUAAAAGCUAUGAUGAAAGAAGGUAGAGACAAUGAUGCUGUGUAUUUUGGUUCAAAAACUUUUUUAACAGUUUCUGGGCAGUUGCAUCUUGAAGCUAUUUGUAGAGGCAUGGGUAAUGUAUACACUCUUGGACCAACAUUUCGAGCAGAAAAUUCUAGAUCACGGUUGCAUUUAUCUGAAUUUUAUAUGCUAGAAGCAGAAUUAGCAUUUUGUGAUAAAUUGGAGCAGUUACAAAUAGUUGUAGAAAAGUUGUUAAAACAUAUUUUUACUAAAAUAAGAGAUACCAAUGAAGCAGAUUUGUAUUUAAUAGAUAAAGAAAAUAAUAAGUUGCCGUCUUGGAUUGAUAAAAGUUUUAUUAUAAUUACAUAUGAAGAAGCAAAGAAUCUUUUGAAUAAAAAGGACUUGACCGUAACAAAAGAAGGAAUAAAUAAGGAACAAGAAUUAGCACUAAUAGAAUACUGUGGUGGAGUGCCUGUGUUUGUAGUCGAGUGGCCCAAAGAAAUGAAAUCAUUUUAUAUGAGAGAGUGUCAGGAUGACAAUACAAAGGUUGAUGCAUUUGAUCUUCUAACACCAAUCACUGGGGAAGUCGUCGGCGGUAGCCUAAGAGAGGAUAAUUACAAUAAAUUGAAGGCAAAAUUACCUUCAGAACAGCUGAAUUGGUAUGUUGAACUGAGAAAGUUUGGCAACAUACCAACUGGUGGAUUCGGCCUCGGUUUAGAGAGAUUGUUACAAGUUUUGUGUAAAAUCAGUAAUAUAAAAGACACCAUACCUUUCCCCAGGUGGCCGCACAACUGUAAUAUGUGAGAAAGAGAUCUUUUUUAAGAAAGCGUUAGUUGCUAGUUUUACUACUAGUAUCUUUUCUAAUACAUGAGCUAUCUAUAAAUUCAUUGUUAAAAUUUCGUCUACAGAUGAUAAUUAUUUAUACAGUUAUAUAUUAUUUUACAGUUAUUAUGUUGAUAUAAGACAAAUAUAACAUAAAUUUUGACCAUAACUUUAUUGGUCAUAGGAUUAAGUGAUUGUUUCAUUUGUGCAUGUUUAAUUUUUCCGUCAUUCCAAAUAUCUAAAUAAAUAAACAUUAGAAAACAUCACAUACAUUGCUCAGAUUCUAAGAUGUGUAGCUAAAGCCCACUCGCAUGAUGGAGUAUCUGAGACAACGAAGGUCAAGUUUAUAAUUAAAAUGCACUGGUAAUUUAAAAUACUUAUAUUUAUUUAUUAAACUUUUGAGUAAAUGAAACAAAAUUGCAUUGAAACAAAUAUCACACUUGGAAACACAAAUAAAUAAAAUGUCACUGGACUUAUUAGAAACCAUGUCUUAAAAAAGCCUUAAUAAAAACAAGUAAGCAUUCAACUUCUUAAUUAAUACAAAACGUUGCCUAUAUUUAUAUUAAAUCUGAUAAGAUCCUAUUAAUUACUUUUGGUCAUUUUAGAUCAGACUUCACGAGUUUCUCAUCAUAUAAAAGUAGUUUAAUAGGUUGGGGAAAAAGUUCCUUCGCAUUUUAUAUGAAUAUUCAUAACAUUUUUUACUAAAUUUUAUUACAUUUAACUGAUCCCGUCGCUAUAGAAAUUUUGGGACUUCUCAUUAAAAAACCGCAACAAGUGGUUUUGGCAGUUGUUACGUGGCGAAAGCAAACUAGUCCUUGUUAAAAAUGAAAUUUAAUAUACACAACAUUAUAAUAGAAACA